CUCGGAUACGCUCAGGUGUGCAUCGUCGUGUGUCGAAGUAAAAAAAAAAGCCGACCUCGAGCGAACCGAGCCGCGAAAAAAAACGAACGGCUACGAGUUACGCCGGCGAUAACGGUGAGUGUGUACGAUUGUUAAUAAUAAUUAACGACGACGCGAGUCGCCUGUGCCGGUGUAAACGGAGGAGCGAGGAGAAGAGAAUCGAAUCGGCAUUACCGCAGAAAUGCAAUCACGGCUGUUCAGCGGCGCGCCGUUUGACAGCCAGUCGCCGCCGCCGCGUCAUGCCGCGAGGAUGUUCCUCCUCGCGAUCGUCUGCGGCGGAUUCGUCCUGGGCGAAGUCGGCGCGCAGUACCACGGUGAUCCCGAUCACAUCGUCUACCCUGGACCAGUCGACGUGAGAUCGAGGGCCCUCGAGUACCCUGAUGGGCCCGCGGGGAGCUCCGUGGACGACAGCGAUACGCCGAUACCACUCGAUUUAGCGAAUAGAUUAAAUUCGAUAGAUACGAUGGAAGAAUUUAUGGAGCUUCUUCACGGUGUUCCACAAAGCGAAAAGAGUAUUGCAACGUUUGCCAAUAGAUUUGCAGGCGAGGAGCGAUCGAACGCGGUGAUGCCGACGCCGGCCAAGUGCAUGCCCGAGCUGCAGCUCGUCUCCCUAAAACUGGACGACGAUCCUUCGACGUUCGUCUUCCCACUCUGCACACGGAUCAAAAGAUGCGGCGGCUGUUGCAUUAGCCCUCUGCUCUCGUGUCAACCAACAGCGACGGAGAUGCGAAACUUCGAGGUGAUCGUGUCGUCGGUGAAGAAUAUGGAGUACCGGGGUCGGCGAAUCGUGCCAGUGGAGGAGCACACUAAAUGCAAGUGCGACUGCAAAAUCAAGGAGGAGCACUGCAACGACAGGCAGCACUACGAGCCGCACAACUGCAGAUGCAUCUGCAGCAACAUCGACGAGGAGCAGAAGUGCAAAAGUGACGACAUGAAGAUCUGGAACUCGACGCUCUGCACCUGUUCGUGCAGAAACAUUGAGCCAUGCACCACCGGAUACUACUUCAAUCCCAACACCUGCAGAUGUGGACCGAUAAUGUUCUCUAGACCAGUAAACAGGUUUGCAACUACGAAUUACAAUUUCACUAAUCGUCGGUCGGAAAACAGGCGACCCGUCAUAAUUCCCUUGGACCCGUCGGAUCCCAGGAGGAAACACAAGGAGGAUCCUGAAUACAAGUGACAACAAUUCAGUGACGGACACACGACGGAUUACAAGACUGCUAAAACGAAUCUAUAGUUAUUUUGUUAAUUUCUUUAUUAUUACGUAGACGAGAAGAAUCUCUCAUUAAGAGCCACUUCGAUCAAUUUUGAUUAACUUUCGGCUAAUUAAUCAACGAUUAAUUGAAUCGACAGAAUUGGGCUUAAUCACAUCAAUAUAAAAAGUAAAACACUUUAUUAUUAAAAUAAGACAAAAAUUUUAAUUUUUGUUUUAUAAUCUACAUUUGCUCAAUUAUAAUAUCUGAUAUAUAUUUGAACAUAUAAAUGGUAUUAUUAAUUUUUUAUUUGAUGAAUACAAGUUGACGCUACUAAAAAUAGAGUUAAAAUAAUCAAAGUUGAUCAAAGCCUUAAUUCCAUGCUUGGAAUUUGAAAAAGUUAAAUUGUUUUACAAUUAAAUCCCUGUAAUUUUAUCAUGA
Messenger RNA from Monomorium pharaonis (pharaoh ant), 1673 nucleotides. RefSeq lists its product as uncharacterized. Gene Ontology annotation, cellular component: membrane. The transcript has 6 exons. The record is from RefSeq and is a predicted model, not a curated record. Gene Ontology annotation, molecular function: growth factor receptor binding; growth factor activity. Gene Ontology annotation, biological process: positive regulation of cell population proliferation; positive regulation of protein autophosphorylation. Bases 221 to 1219 code for a protein of 332 amino acids. NCBI's taxonomy places the organism in Eukaryota, Metazoa, Arthropoda, Insecta, Hymenoptera, Formicidae.